AAUGUGAAGGAUUUUAUCUCUCUCUUUCUCUAUUAAAAUUAAUAACCUAAACAUGAGAAGAAGAGACAUAUCCCCCUCCUCCUCUUUUCCUUUCCUUCCGACUUUUUCAAUCCAAAUUAACGCUAAAUCCCUAGUUUUCUCAUAUCAAAAUCUCUAAAAAUCCAAAAAUUAAAAACCCUAAAAAUCCUAAAUCAAAAUCAGUUAACUCCUUUGAUUUGUUGUUGAAACUUUGAUUGGGAUAUUAUGGAUUCUUUUAAGCUAGCUCUUGGGGUUGGUGACGGAUUUCUUGUACCUCUGUUUGUGCAUCUCCUCUUAGAGCAUGGUUGCAAUAUCAAAGCGGCAUCUUGCGUAGCUCAUCCCUCUCAAUUCUCCCUUAGGUUCCCUAGUGGUGAUUCAAUUGUUCCUUGGCUUAAUGUAGCUGAUUUCAGCGGGUUGCUGGUAUAUCAUACCUCGAUGUAUAGCUAUGAGUCCUUGAAUCCAUCUUAUGCCUUUGCUCAUCUUCAUCUAGAUGAGAGGAACAAAUUUCAAGCUUUUGAAAAGUUGUUUUCUAGCAAGGAUGUGUAGCACAUGAAUCUCUGGAUCCUUCCUUCCUUGUGUGAUUGGUUACUAAGGUUACUUGCCUUGGUGUGUUCUAUGUCUUUGAUUUUAGUUCUUUGAGUCUAUGUUUAUGCUUUGUUUUAUGUUUAUAGACAUUUUUAAGUUUAAUAGAGUAUGUCUAUUCUG
This is a messenger RNA of Rubroshorea leprosula, 723 nucleotides long. Lineage: Eukaryota; Viridiplantae; Streptophyta; Magnoliopsida; Malvales; Dipterocarpaceae. The record is from the annotation of a GenBank genome assembly.